CCAAGCCUCGCGGAGCAGCCGAGCCGCGACCUGCGCGUGGACCCCGCGCCCGGCGGGCUGCUCUCGGGGGACUAGCGCAGCCCGCGCUCGCUGAGGCUUUGUCGCUCGCCGAGGCUUUGUCACUCGCCUCCAGCUCCAUCCGCGGGCUGUGGCUGCGCGAGCCUCGAGCCCUCCCCGUCCGGCGGUCCAUCCCCCCCGCCGCCACCCCGCCCCAUCCCAGCCGGGACAGCGGGAGCGCGAGCGGACCGCCGCGGAGCAUCCUUCGCCCAGGCCGGCCGCGCCACCGCCCAUGCCGCAGCCACUCCGAGGCUGCGACCGCGCGGCCGGAGCCCGCCGCUCGGUGACCUCAGCCUGGCCUCUGCGCGCCGCCCGAGUCGGCCCCGCUGAACCCCGGGCCCGGAAACGGGACCCGCGCCGCGCGAUGGCUCGGCUGGCGCUGAGCGGCGCCGAGUGCCCGCUGUCCGCCCGCUGAGGCGCGCCCGGCUGGGGACCGGCGAGGCCUUGGCACUCCCCGCCGCGCCCUUCCCCCUCUGGGAGCUGCGCUGCUGUUCCCGGGGUUAAGGGGACGGGGGCCCGAGACAAAGCCCACUUUGUGCGGGGAGUUGGCCGCGGGCGUGGAAUGAGCGCGUCGGCGCGCGCCCCCUCCCCGUGCCCCGCCAGCUGCGAGUCUUGGCUCCCCCGCUCGUCGCAUCGAAGAAAGCGCGCCUCCUCGCCACCCUCCGGUUCGGGGGUCCCGGCUCCGCGCUGAUGCGGCCAGGAGUCGCCUCGGUACUCCCCGGAGCGCACGCUGCCUUGAGCGUGCGAUAUUUUGCAGAGAAAUCUGUUCUCUCCAAAACUGGGACUUGGGGAGCCCGGUCGGCCUGAGCACCGGUGCCUUGACCCUCUGUGGCCGCAGGUCGGAGCUGUUUGGCCUCAGUUUCCCUCCGACUUUUCUUUCUGCAAGCCCAGACUGCCGCCGUCAUUGUUCUCGCUGUCAAAUGGGGGAGCUUUGAGAAGGCUGCCAACUUGGGGUGUGUUCUCUUUAUUCCGUUUCACAAAAAGAACAGAGCCUCUAAGGCUGACCCCAGACAACCACCUCUCUAUCCCCUACUUCACGUUGAGGCACUGAUUUUUUUUUUUUUCCUUAUCGAGUAGUAUUUUAUUGUACAGGAGCCACGCCCUGGUUUCUUAAAGGCGCCUUACGCUCUGUUUGGCCAUGUGUUAUCUCUGCAGCUGGUGUGUGGGAGGCCCCCUGUAAGCCACCUAUUUUUUUCCUGCCUCCUGAUACAUACUCCCACCCCCAUCAAGGAUUUGGGGAUGCCCGGAGGGAAGAAAGUGGCGGGGGGUGGCAGCAGCGGCGCUGCCCCCACUGCCUCUGUCACCCCCUCUGGGGUCAGACGUCCGGAGACCAGCGAAGGGGCCUCAGCCCAGAGAGAUGAUGAGCCAGAAGAGGAAGGCGAAGAGGACCUGCGAGAUGGAGGCAUCCCCUUCUUUGUCAACCGGGGUGGGCUGCCUGUGGACGAGGCCACCUGGGAAAGGAUGUGGAAGCACGUGGCCAAGAUCCACCCCGAUGGAGAGAAGGUGGCCCAACGGAUCCGUGGGGCCACAGACCUGCCCAAGAUUCCCAUACCGAGUGUGCCUACGUUCCCGCCCUCUACGCCUGUCCCUGAGCGCCUGGAAGCCGUGCAGCGCUACAUCAGGGAGCUGCACAGGUACAAUCACACGGGGACACAGUUCUUUGAAAUUAAGAAGAGCAGACCUCUGACAGGGCUGAUGGACCUGGCCAAGGAAAUGACCAAAGAGGCUCUGCCAAUCAAAUGCCUGGAAGCCGUGAUCCUGGGAAUUUACCUCACCAACAGCAUGCCCACCCUGGAGCGCUUCCCCAUCAGCUUCAAGACCUACUUCUCAGGGAACUACUUCCGCCACAUCGUGCUGGGGGUGAACUUCGGUGGCCGCUACGGGGCGCUGGGCAUGAGCCGGCGCGAGGACCUGAUGUACAAGCCGCCGGCCUUCCGCACGCUCAGCGACCUCGUGCUGGACUACGAGGCUGCCUAUGGCCGCUGCUGGCACGUGCUCAAGAAGGUGAAGCUGGGCCAGUGUGUGUCCCACGACCCGCACAGCGUGGAGCAGAUCGAGUGGAAGCACUCGGUGCUGGAUGUGGAGAGGCUGGGCCGCGAGGACUUCCGCAAGGAGCUGGAGCGCCACGCCCGCGACAUGCGGCUCAAGAUUGGCAAAGGGACCGGCCCUCCCUCUCCCACCAAGGACCGGAAGAAGGACGUUUCCUCCCCGCAGAGGGGCCAGUCCAGCCCCCACCGCAGGAACAGCCGCAGCGAAAGGCGGCCAUCGGGUGAGAAGAAGCCUUCUGAGCCCAAAGCCAUGCCAGACCUCAAUGGGUACCAGAUUCGGGUGUGAGGCAUGGGGAAGUAUGCCAGCCUUGCCACUUCCGGGGGCCAGCAUCCAUCUGCCAGAGCCAGCCUCGUUCGUGGGGAGGGAGGGGCUGGUGAUGGGGGUGCAGGGCAAGAGGCAGCAGGAAGAGACUGUCUCAGCUCAGCCACCCAAGCUGCUGCCCCUCUCACUGGGCCAAGACCCCUAACUUUGGGCCAAGAAGCAGUUAGUAUUUUAUUUGGAGUUUUUAACCCAAUAACUGAAGUUUAAAGUGUUUGGGGAAAGCUUAAAAAACUAAUGGAUCUGCCCAUCGCCAGGAGGCCAGUGCUUAGGAGAUCUAAGUCCCACAAGGCUGGGCAAGGAGGGGUUGCUGGCUCUGCCGGUGUCUAUCUGGGACUUGAAUCCAUCCAGUCUGUGGGAAAUCUCCCAGCCCCACUUAGCCUGCGGCAGGAGGGAUGGAGGGGUUCCUCCAGUUCUGCCUGCUAUGGCAGAAUCUUGACCCAGGGAACGGGAAGCAGGGUAGAAAUCAUCCUGGGAAAGGGCUGUAUAGCCAGUAUCAGGACCUUGGCACAAGGCCACAUCUGCCCCAAGAGCAGAGCCCAGGGCCCGGGAGAGCCCUCAUGCCCUUGUGGCCCAUGGACAGUGUUGUACGGGCUGUAGGAGAGCCCAGGAGACACCUCUGUGGGGAGAGCUCCCAGGCCCCUACCUGGUCCAAACUUGCUUAGUCCAGUUCUGCCUGUUGCUGGAGCUAGGGGGCUCCCUGCAGAGGGGCUGGGCUUUGCCAAAGGCCCAGAACUGCACUGAGCUCAGUGUGACUGUAGGGACUGAGCCAACCUGGUGGGUCCAGGAACUGUGGCUGGGGAUAGAGUAGGACAGUCAGGCCUGGGGCUAUCCCCUGGCAGUCCCCAAGGGUUGGGAAGAGGCACUGUUACUCCCCUCUUUCUGUUACCUCAGUCCUUGCUGUGAAAAGAAGACCCGAUCAGGAUGCCUGUGCCUCAGGCCUAUCUCCCCCACAUGCAGCGGCCCAUCUAGGUUUGGGGGUACCAUUGAUGAUCACGGCUUGUCAGGGAAGAAUCUGAA
Mustela erminea (ermine) is the source of this 3444-nucleotide messenger RNA. RefSeq names its product vasohibin 1 (gene VASH1). The transcript has 7 exons. The record is from RefSeq and is a predicted model, not a curated record. Bases 1297 to 2391 code for a protein of 364 amino acids. Lineage: Eukaryota; Metazoa; Chordata; Mammalia; Carnivora; Mustelidae. Gene Ontology annotation, biological process: regulation of angiogenesis. Gene Ontology annotation, cellular component: cytoplasm.